AUGUCAUUCAGACAAAGUUUAGUACUAGCGUUAAUGUUCCUCUGCAUCAAAUUUUCGGUCGAAGAAUCAGAAUCUGGUGCUAGACUACUUGUUUCCAAGCAAAUCUUGAAUAAGUAUAUUGUUGAAAAUAUGGACUUGGUUGUGAAGUAUACUUUGUAUAACAUUGGAAGUAGCCCAGCAGUCAAUGUGUUACUUACUGAUAAGAGUUUCAGCCCUGACAGAUUCGCAGUUGUUGGGGGAAGUCUUGCAGUUAAAAUUCAUAGGAUACCGCCUGCUACGAACAUGUCUCACACUGUUGUUCUAAGGCCCAUCAGACUUGGCUUCUACAAUUUUACUUCAGCUGAAGUAGAAUACAACGGAGGAACUGAAGACGCCCAUGUUAAUGUAGCACUUAGCAGUGAACCCGGUGAGGGAUAUGUUGUAUCCUUCAGAGAUUAUGAUAAGAAGUUUUCUCCACAUCUACUGGAUUGGGCUGCGUUUGCCAUUAUGACAUUACCUUCACUAGGAAUUCCAUUUUUUCUUUGGUGGUCCAGUAAAAGCAAGUAUGAUUAUGAGCCUUUGUCCAAGAAGAAGAUGCAGAGGGAUGCUCUAAAGAAGAAAGAUGAUGACAAAAACUAA
Nezara viridula (southern green stink bug) is the source of this 618-nucleotide messenger RNA. The record is from the annotation of a GenBank genome assembly. NCBI's taxonomy places the organism in Eukaryota, Metazoa, Arthropoda, Insecta, Hemiptera, Pentatomidae.